Messenger RNA from Debaryomyces hansenii CBS767, 1689 nucleotides. RefSeq lists its product as uncharacterized. Gene Ontology annotation, molecular function: transmembrane transporter activity. NCBI's taxonomy places the organism in Eukaryota, Fungi, Ascomycota, Pichiomycetes, Serinales, Debaryomycetaceae. Gene Ontology annotation, cellular component: fungal-type vacuole membrane. Bases 1 to 1689 code for a protein of 562 amino acids. The record is from RefSeq and is a predicted model, not a curated record. The transcript has a single exon. Gene Ontology annotation, biological process: transmembrane transport.
AUGCCAACCGUUCAAAUUCCUUCAUUAACAAAAAGAGUUCUUCAGAUAUGUUGUUCCAUCGCUUGGUGUUUAGUUGCAGCAGGUCCAGUAUUCGGGUUUGCUGCAUUGAAGCCUAUCCUAAUUAGCGAAGGCGUUUAUAGUGAAAGAUGUGACGUCGAAAGUGUUAGAAAUGAUGCAUUUGAUUAUUUGUCACAGAAAUUUGUGCUGUAUGUUAACAUUGAUACUUUAAGUAAGGAUUUAUCACCUUGUGUCGAUCAGGACUUGUCAUUAAAUUUGAUGUUUACUUUAGCUGCUGUCGUCACAAAUGUCGCUGCAUUACCAGUAGGGUCCAUUUUAGAUGAAUAUGGCCCACGGGUGUGUGGUAUGAUUGGCUCAUUCUUGAUAUUCUUAGCAUCCUUAAUAUUGAAAUACGGGAAAGAAUUAUCAGAAAACGUACCGUGGUUUGAUGCUUACUUGAUUGGAUACUCAACUUUAGCUUUGGGGGGUCCUUUUGUAUUUAUUUCUUGUUUUCAACUAGCUAAUAGUUUCCCCAAAAAUUCAGGUUUAGUAUUAGCUCUAUUGACGGGUGCCUUUGAUACAUCACUGGCAUUGUUUUUGAUUUAUAGAAUAAUUUAUACAAAUAUGUAUAAAUUGACCUUAAAUCAAUUCUUCACAGCAUACUUGGUUAUUCCUGCUUUCAUUUUUAUCAGCCAAGUAACUAUUAUGCCAAAGGACUCCUACAAAACUGUAGGUACUUUGGCAAAAAUAGGUGAAACCGCAAUCGAUGAAACUGGUAAACCUAUUGACCGUGAUUUACUUAAGCCUCAAGAUCGUGAAGAUGACGAUGAAGACCAAUCAGUACAAAGCUAUGCACCUCAACCAACAAUAGGUGAAACUACAUCCUUGUUAAUACGCAGAGCGUCAGUUACUAGGAGAGAUUCAGUGGUUCUGAGAUUUUCUUAUGUAUCCAGAAACUCAAUCAAGUCAGUCUAUGAGCAAGAUGCUGAAGAUAAAUUAAUUGAAUCUUCAGGUGGAGUUUUUGGAAUUUUACAUGGCUAUAAUAUUGCUGAACAAUUAAAAUCAUCUUGGUUCAUUCUCAUGACAUUUUUCACUACAAUUCAAAUGCUUAGAAUUAAUUACUUUGUUGCAACUAUUAGAUCGCAGGAAUUAUAUUUAUAUAAGGGCAACGAGGAUAUUGCAAUAAGUAUUAAUCACUUUUUUGAUUUGGCCUUACCUUUGGGAGGCUUAAUAUCGAUACCAUUUAUCGGAUUAUUAUUAGAUAACUUAACUACAUUAUCAAUAUUAGAAAUAUUGACAGGAAUUUCAUUAGUUAUUGGGGUAAUGGGUUUAUUAUCUUGGUUACCAGCGACAUAUCUUGGUAUUAUAUUGCUUGUUGUAUACAGACCGUUCUAUUAUACAGCGGUAUCUGAUUUCUGUGCAAAAAUAUUCGGAUUCGAUACCUUUGGAACAGUUUAUGGUGCAAUCAUUUGUUUUUCAGGUGUUUGCAACAUCUUGCAACAGGUGAUGGACAAAGCAACCCACGAAUAUUUCAACAUGAACCCUAUCCCAAUAAAUGCAUUGCUUACUGUUUUGACCGCUAUUUUCGGUUUUGCAUUAAUUGUGUUUGUAAGAACACAAGAAAUGAACUUAAAAAGAAAAGGUUUGGAAAUCGAAGCACAAGAGGCAUCGAUAAGAGAUGUUCCAAAUUGA